AAAAGGGAAGAAAGCAGACAGAAAUGGGGAAGCAGUGAGUGUUCAAAACUCACAGUCCCAUUCACCGCUGCACACAAAAUCCAAACACAGAUUUCAAGAUGAAGUUUCUGCUGCUGCUGUUGAUGCUGACAGCAUGUGCUGCAACUCCUCAAGAUCUGUCAGGUAAAAUGUUCACCUUCCCACUGCAAUCCAACACAGCUCAUGUGAGUUUGAUCACAUCAAGAGAGGAAUUUAGCACUGCAACAGUCUGUCACAGGUCCUUUACAGACCUCAAAAGAGAUCACAUCCUUUUCUCUUUGGCCACACCCUCUAAUGCCAAUAGCUUCCUGAUUUACUGGGAUGAAACAAAUAAGGAGCUAGAGACCCAUGUCACGACUGGCAAGUCAGAAUAUCGAGGGUGGGACUACAAGCCGAACAUGUGGCAUUCUAUUUGUACCACAUGGAACUCUGUGUCCGGACUGGUGCAGCUGUGGUUUGAUGGACAACCAUCAAUAAGGAAAUAUAUCAGCUCUGGAUCAAGCAUCAAAGGGCCCACUAUUAUCACCUUAGGACAGGAGCAGGAUUCCCAUGGUGGGGGGUUUGACCUGAGGCAGUCUUUUGUUGGCAUGAUGUCUGACGUCCACAUGUGGGACUACAUCCUUUCCCCCUGUGAAAUCCACCACUACACAGAUGAGCUAAACUUCACUCCAGGGAAUGUGCUGAACUGGAGGGCGCUGGAGUUCCAGAUCGUCGACAGAGUGCUUAUAGAUGAUAAACUGAUUACCUGCCAUUAAACUUUAAUACAGCACCAUCUAUAUGUUACCAAUGUCAGCAUUUUAUGUUAAAUCUUUGUUUAUUAAAGGAUAUAUUCUGAUAUGUAUACAAUAAUCACAUGAAAGAGUUAUUUUGGUCAGUCUGAUCAUUUAACCUGUCCUUACCAUAAACAGAUCUCUUGCUAACAUGACUGUGCUGUAGAAGAUGGCCAUCUUUUUCACAAAGGUUGUUCUAUGAAAGUGUCGCUGCACAAAGGUGUCAAUCAGGGGCGUGCACAGACAUUUUGGUGGGCAGGGGCUCAAGUUUAAAAAAGGCCACUUCUCAUAAUUAUUUUUUUAUAUAUAACAUUAAAUAUGUUCACACAA
Molecule: messenger RNA, 1118 nt
Organism: Micropterus salmoides (largemouth bass)
Lineage: Eukaryota; Metazoa; Chordata; Actinopteri; Centrarchiformes; Centrarchidae
Product: serum amyloid P-component-like
Exons: 5
Coding region: 99-773 (224 amino acids)
Source: RefSeq, a predicted model, not a curated record